AUGAAUAAGUAUAGGCUCAUUCGUAAGCUUGGAGAGGGUACCUUCUCUGAGGUCCUGAAGGCUCAAUCUGUUAAGAGUGGAAAGUAUGUGGCUAUAAAAUGUAUGAAGAACCAUUUCGACUCAAUUGAGCAAGUUAAGAAGCUAAGAGAAAUCCAAGCUCUUGAGAGACUCUCCCCUCAUGCUCAUAUAAUCAAAUUGUUAGAAGUUCUCUACGAUGGGCCGACCGGUAGACUAGCUUUGGUAUUUGAAUUAAUGGAAAUGAACAUGUAUGAAGCCAUCAAGGGCAGGCCCCACUAUCUUCCUGAGAAUAGAGUUAAGUACUACAUUUAUCAGCUUAUGAAAGCGAUUGACCACAUGCAUCGGAACGGCAUUUUUCAUCGUGAUAUAAAGCCAGAAAAUAUUUUACUCCUAGACGAUACAGUCAAACUUGCUGAUUUUGGAAGUUGUAGAGGGAUCUAUUCAAAGCCUCCUUUGACAGAAUAUAUUUCUACCCGUUGGUACAGAGCCCCAGAAUGAUUACUAACUGAUGGUUACUACGGCUACAAAAUGGACAUAUGGGGAGUCGGAUGAGUAUUUUUCGAGGUUCUUAGUCUCUUUCCACUAUUCCCAGGAGACAACGAGCUUGACCAGAUCCAUAAAAUUCAUAACAUUCUUGGAACCCCAGAGCAGGAGCUCUUAGAUAGAUUUCAAAAACAUGCAACUCAUAUGGAGUUUGAUUUCCCAACUAAGAAAUAUGUUGGUAUUUCAAGACUGAUUUCUCAUGUGUCUAAAGAAUGCCAGGAGUUAAUCCUCUGGAUGAUAACUUAUAACCCAGAUGAUAGACCUUCAGCAAGCCAGAUCAUAAAGCACCCUUACUUCAAAGAUCUCAAAGAAAUUGAUGACAACAGAAGAAGUGGGCAAGUCAAGGGUGUUGGAAUUGACAACCUCUCUCAAUAUUCAAGGAGAAACAGAGAUAAUGCUUCUGACGGAGGAGACAGUCAAAACUCCAAGAGUUUCAAGGGUUCAAAGAAGAAUUUCGUCAAGAAGCCUCACCAAGUGAAUAUUUUCCCUCCUAUCAAGAACAUCAAGGGAGAUAAGAAGAAGGGCAAAAAGAAAAAUCAUCAUGAGAAUUAUCAAAAACUUAAGCACAAUUCCUCAAAUCAUUCUAUAACAGGGAAGAAAAUUAUUCCGACGGUCAAGAAGAUAAAUAAGUUCAAGAUCAGGGACAAGCUAGGUUAA
Molecule: messenger RNA, 1218 nt
Organism: Moneuplotes crassus
Lineage: Eukaryota; Ciliophora; Spirotrichea; Euplotida; Euplotidae
Source: the annotation of a GenBank genome assembly